UUCUUUCCUUUUAGGACUGUAAUGUCAUUGCACGCAGCCUGUCGUCUCCCAUUCCUCCAUCCCACGGCAUAUCGGUCACUCACAACGUCUUCUCGAUGUCUCAAGGGCAAUACUCGGAAACCUCGUCUCACUGCCUCAGGUAUGGGCGUUAUAAGUGAAAAAUCCAAGGAGAAGCGCGACUCAGCUCGCCAGUUAUUAGCUACAACAAAUCGCACGAAGUGGGAAGAUACGAACCGAAAGCUCGCUGCUUUGACUGGCAAGUUGCCAACAACCAAUGUUUACCUCUCUGCAAACUUCGAGCAGAGGCGCUUCUUGCUUGCGGAGGCCGCCGAAUGUUUACGGGAGGCUGCUCAGCCUGAAAUGUUUGACUGUUUGCAGAACCCAUUGAGAGCCAAGUUUACUUUGAACAUGCGAACAAAGAAAAAGACCAAGUUCCUGCAGAAAUUCGAGGGACAUGUUGUACUGCCGAACUCACUGGAUUUCUUGCCGAAAAGCCGUGUCAUUGCACUUUGCAAUGAUGCUGAGGAUGCAGCUCUAGCAGUGGAAGCUGGAGCUGUGCAUGCGGGAGGUACAGAACUAUUCACACGAUUAGAAAAUGGCUCACUUCACUGGGAGGAAUAUGAUACGGUCGUAGCGCAUACCGAUUGGGAGCCGACACUUAAAAAACUCCGUCAUGUCUUGAAGGAUAGACUGCCAACGAUGAGAAAUGGUCGAAUCGGAAGCGACGUAUUCACUCUCGUCACCACACAUUCUGUUGGUAUCAGCGUGGAAUCAACCGCCUUGGAAGGUGUCCCAGAAAUAGCUUUUCUGGAUGUGAUUAUUGGUCAGCUAGCUUGGGACGUGACUCGUUUGGAGACGAAUAUGCAAGCCUACUUUGAUACUAUUCAAUCCAACAAGUCCUCUCGUGUGUCAGGAAACGCUGUCUUAUCCGUCGAACUCUACUGUCCACCGACGGGCGAGCGUUUUCCCAUCGAUUUAACUCCAUAUCUACCUGUUUCAGGCUCUGCGGAAAUCUCAACGGCAGACGAUGAAAAUCUAGAAGAGGAACUGACACAAAAUGAUGAAUUCAACCAAGCGCUUACUGCCUAACCCUCUUUGUAGAUACUUUCUCAACUGUAUAUACACAAGAAAUGAG
This is a messenger RNA of Opisthorchis viverrini, 1135 nucleotides long. RefSeq lists its product as hypothetical. The transcript is spliced from 6 exons. Lineage: Eukaryota; Metazoa; Platyhelminthes; Trematoda; Opisthorchiida; Opisthorchiidae. Bases 22 to 1089 code for a protein of 355 amino acids. The record is from RefSeq and is a predicted model, not a curated record.